Molecule: messenger RNA, 2437 nt
Organism: Mya arenaria
Lineage: Eukaryota; Metazoa; Mollusca; Bivalvia; Myida; Myidae
Product: G-protein coupled receptor 83-like
Exons: 1
Coding region: 95-1492 (465 amino acids)
Biological process (GO): G protein-coupled receptor signaling pathway
Cellular component (GO): plasma membrane; neuron projection
Molecular function (GO): neuropeptide Y receptor activity; neuropeptide binding
Source: RefSeq, a predicted model, not a curated record
AUCUUUUUGAACUAUAUAUAUGGACUAAAUAAUAACAUAUAUAAACGUUAUGUUUCGAAAUUGGAUAAAAAAGCUUUCCCGCUGAUCAAGUGCAAUGGCGUUUCUCGAUGAUUUGGAAAAAUUGAUAUACGGUGACGUCAACACAACGGGUGUACCGCAAAUUAAAGAGUUGUUAAAAUUUGCUAACGAAUCAAGAAACGCGUCAUUCCACCGAGAAGAACUUGACGAGGAGGAGUCAAACGUAUGUGGACGGGUAUUUCUAAUACUGGCGUACAGUAUUAUCGUCGCGAUCUCGUUGUUUGGUAAUACAUUGGUAUGUCACGUGGUAUUUAAGAACAAACGCAUGAGGACGGUUACAAACAUAUUUAUCGCAAACCUCGCCGUCUCCGAUCUCCUUCUGACAUGUAUCAAUGUACCUUUUAAUAUUGCUCGCAAUCUCAUGGAAAACUGGCCGUUUGGGAGCGCCAUGUGUCAUAUGAUGAACUUUUCGUUAAUGGUUUCAUCUUAUGUGUCAACAUUCACUCUGCUUGGAAUUGCCCUCGAUCGUCAACAAGUCUUGAUGUACCCUCUUAAUCCCAGGAUAAGCAAACCAAUAGGAAUCGUUGUGAUAACUGUCAUUUGGAUGGUCGCUAUAGGCUUGUCGGUACCAUUUGGAGUUUACAACAAGGUUCAAACUGUUGAUUUCUUCUUCAAGAAAGUAAAAAGAUGCACAUCGGACUUUCCAACCCCACGUGAUAAAUGGGAUAAAUAUUUGACAAUUACUACUUUCCUAUUACAAUUUAUCAUACCUCUGACAGUCAUCGGUAUCACAUAUGGAAGAAUUGCUAGAAAACUCUGGGUUCGAACUCAUGUCGGAGCAGUGACAGAAAACCAACACGUGUCUCAACAAAAAGCCAAACGUAAAAGCAUAAAAAUGUUGAUGGUGGUUGUGGUAGUGUUCGCAUUAUGUUGGAUGCCAUUAAAUUUAUACCAGGUUAUCGCAGAUUUUAAUCCAUAUUACUUUAGUAGUACAUCGUUUUUUAUUUGCCAUUGGAUUGCUAUCAGUUCAACAUGUUACAAUCCGUUCGUUUACUGCUGGCUAAAUGAAGCAUUUCGAGAGGAGGUUAAGUCCCGGUUUAAAUGUUGUUUUCCAAAGUCAAAGCGUGUUCACCCCGGUGUAAUUAUAGACGGUGUGUUGUUCAGAUCAGAUCGUAGUUAUCAAAGACAGAUUUCAAAAAUCCCUUCAACAAACAGAAGGGCUUCAAUUCCAAACCUUCCAAACGCAUUGUACAAACUACACAACGAUAUUUCAACAAAAGAACGAUCCGAUGAGCUUAUUUUAUCACCUGACAAUGGGACUUCAGAAAGCGACGUUUUAAUUAGUGGAGCAACAAUUAGUGGAGCACUUGAGACUGUCCUGGAGUUUCCAGAGCUGUGCAUCGCAGAACACAUUGAACUUUAUAUUACGGAGAAUGGUAAUGAUUCGGACCUAACACCGAUUGCUCAGGAUUAAACGAAAAGUAUGCAUUAUCUUUCAUUUAAAUUUUACUCUUUAUUAUUAUUGCCUGCAAAAUUUCCGAAAGCUGUUUGAUUUAAUGUAUUUUUCAAAGUUCUAAUAGCCAAAGUUUUAAACUUUUAUUUUGGGAAUGUGUAAGAUAAAAUGUAUCUGGAAUCUACAUUAGUACCUUGCCAUUAGUAUAUCAUCAUUUUCUGUUAGAAAGGGAAUUAAUCUUUCUAAAGAACAAUCUUAAGUUCUCAGUGAUCGGACACAUUAUGGUCAUAUUUUAUAAAUUAUAAUUCAAUGUAUAUGUUGAAACUAAUGUGUUGCAAUUAAACUGUCUUGACAAUCAUGUAAUUGAAUCAAAUGAGUAGGUAAUUUAUGCGUAUUUUCUUCUUUUUAUAAACAUUAAGGUGCAUCUACAGCAAUUUAUUUCAUCAUAUUUCUAAAAGGAAGAAUCUAUGAAUAUAAUACAAUGUGUAAUUUUGUCAACUAGCUUAACACGGAAACUAAGGAGACAGAAAAUGAACACACUAUAUAAAGAAUUGUUGUACUCUUCAAAAAACAACAACUUGAAAUGACAUAUUUGUUCCUGUUUGUUUUGCCCUGGACUAUCAGUUUAAUGGAUAUAGAACAUACGUUGUGCAGAAUAACUUUAUAUAUUUUGCAUAUUUGAAAAUACAUACAUAUUGUUAGUGCUAGCUUUAAAGACUUCAUUUACUUCAGACAAUUCAAAUAUAGUUAUAUUUUCAAACAUGUUUUUUUCAUUAAGAGGGUUAUAUAAAAAGUAUUUUGUACGUUAAAGCGGUUUACUUGCAAAAAAUGACGCUGAAUAUUCGUUCCAAGUUUCGGGAAAGCUCAAGAAAUGUAAAUAGAUACUUUGCAUUAUAUUGCUUGAAAUAAAAUAUAUUUUACCUUUAUAUGCAUAUGGUUUGCAAUUAAAUGUUCAUCAUUUGAUUU